This is a messenger RNA of Hirsutella rhossiliensis, 1050 nucleotides long. RefSeq names its product C2H2 finger domain-containing protein. The record is from RefSeq and is a predicted model, not a curated record. Bases 1 to 1050 code for a protein of 349 amino acids. The transcript has 5 exons. NCBI's taxonomy places the organism in Eukaryota, Fungi, Ascomycota, Sordariomycetes, Hypocreales, Ophiocordycipitaceae.
AUGACGCGCCGAGCACGCCAUUCCGCCAUCUCUUACGACUCGGACGCGUCUUACUCCCCCGAGAACGAAUUUGACGAUGGUGGUCUCUUUGACAAAGUUGAGCCCUUCACUCGGAUACUCCAGCUCUUCGGUGGCAACGUUCAUCCACCUGAGUACUACCGGGAAGCCGUUGAGAAAUUCAACGAGACCGCCUACGAAGCUCAAGACUAUAGCGACGGUAGUCUACUGCUCCUCGAUGCCUGCGACGCACAAUGGCGCCAGUACUGCGAGGUGCUGGGUUGUGACCCCCAAAAAUGUUUGGAGUCUGUCUCCGAGUCCAGCUCCCUGCGGCUUUUGUAUAACUUUUUUGACUGGUCCCUCAACCAGAAGGUCGGUAAGGAUGGCAGGAAAAGGCGAGGAACGAGGAAGAGCAGCUCUUUGAGCACAUACUGGAAAGUCUUCCGACUCGUCUUCGAGAGAGCCACUGGAGACAAACUCGACCAGAAACUAAAUCGGCGUAUGCACAAGGUUCUCCGAGACCUCUCCAAAAAACAUGACUUGAGCGACCAGAGGCGAGCGAAUCGAUGCAUGACGAUCGAAGAUCUCAAGGAGCAAAUCGAAACGACAAUUAGCACGACAAAAAAAUCGUUCAGGCUUGGGGAACUUCGGAUCCUUGCUGUUCUCUUUCUCCUUCUUCUUGCACCCGCUGGAGCUCGCCCCACAUCCAUCCUGCGUCUCCGGUUUGGAGACAUCCGGCUCGCACUGGUGAAAGACCCAGAAGGUGGACCGCAUAAUAUUUUGAUUCGCUUCACCUUAGCCUUCACGAAAACGUACCUCGGUGUCAAAGAUGCGAAAACAUUUCCUCUUCCAGAGACCUUGGCCGACCCUUCCUUGCUACUCAAUCCUCACAUCUUCCUGCUAGGCAUUCUUUUCCGCCAUCGCGCGUUCCGAGCAACAAGUCUCAAUUCACCCGCACAGCUUGCCAAUCUUGAUAUCCACCCUGAGGAGCGGGAGCUACCUCUGCCGCUCAAGGACGAUCUAAAGACACAUAUAUAUUCCGACGGGCUAUGA